Messenger RNA from Thalassophryne amazonica, 701 nucleotides. Its product is annotated as nuclear transport factor 2-like. Lineage: Eukaryota; Metazoa; Chordata; Actinopteri; Batrachoidiformes; Batrachoididae. The record is from RefSeq and is a predicted model, not a curated record. The transcript is spliced from 5 exons. Gene Ontology annotation, cellular component: nuclear pore central transport channel. The coding region runs from base 133 to 525 and encodes 130 amino acids. Gene Ontology annotation, biological process: protein import into nucleus.
GCGGUCGUGCACGUUUCGUUAGACGCUGAACAGCACACGAAGGAGGAGGCGGGAAUCGUUUUGGCAGAACCUCGUUUUGACUUCUCUCAAAGUCUUGUUUGGUUACAGAUUGCAAAAUCUAAAGCGUCACACAUGGCUACAGUGAAACAAAUUUGGCAAGACAUCGGCGAAGGCUUUGUCCAAGCAUAUUAUAACCAGUUUGAUAAUACUGAUAGGACAUCACUUGGUAACCUUUUUUCUAAUGAUGCCUGCUUAACAUGGGAAGGAUCUCCUUUUCAAGGGAGAGAAGCCAUCACAUCCAAACUAGCAAAUUUACCUUUCAAGCAGAUUAAGCACGUUAUCACAGAACAAGACAUCCAGCCCACAGUCGAUGGAUGCAUCCUCAUUAUGGUGUUCGGACAGCUAAAGGUUGAUGGUGAACCACCAAUGGCCUUCCAUCAAGUGUUCAUGCUGAAGGGUGAAGGCUGCUCGUGGGCUUGCACAAAUAAUGUGUUCCGUUUGGGAAUACAUAAUGUACCAGCAUAAUGAUUUGUUGCUUCAUACAUGAUGACCUCAGGUUUGCAUUUGCAAAGUGGUGGCAUUGUUGGAAAACAUACAGCAUUCCUUCAUUUUUGGAGUAUAUUUGACUGAAUUUUAGUACAAACUCCAUGUCAAGUAAGUUGGGUUCAAUAAAAUGUCAGUAUGAACUAUUGUUAACUGCC